CAAACCAGGCAAAACAUCAACAAAACUUGCGGCAACAUUAAAAUCGCAACAGUGUGUCUAUGUCGGGCAGAGGUGGGAAAUGGAGAACGAGAGAUUCACCUUGGAAUACUUUUGUCGUCUGUGCGCAUCGGAAGGUGUUAUAAUACACCCACUCUUUCCACCCGGAGACAAUGACCCCAAGGACGAGCUGGUGCGUAUGAUCGAUGUGCUAACUUCCGUGCAUCUGACGCGGGCGGACGACGCCGGGGCGGUCAUCUGCGAUAAGUGCUUACAGAUGCUCGAUCUGUUCUGUCGCUUUCGCGAGGAAUGCCUCCGACAGGAUGUGCUUAUACGGACCAAACGGACACUGAUUUGCGAGGAGCUCGUGCGACAGCAGCUACUACUGGAACAGCAACGCGCUGAGACCGAGCUGCUGCUUCGGCAGCAGCAGGUUGAAGCGGAAUUGUUGAAACAGCAAACCCCACCUGAGACAGUGAAACUGGAGGACGACAAUGACGGUGCGCAAGUAGAGAAGCUUGGAGCAAUAGCUACACCACAUGCCGCAGAAAGCGGGGAGUGUAAAGAAGAGUUCGAUAGUGAAGAAGUGUCCGAGGGAAACGAGAGCCAACAGAACGUCCAACAAGAUUCCGAUGAUAUUGCCACGGGAGACGACGACGAAGUGGAAGAGCGAAUAGAGGAGUCUAGUCUUAGUAAUGACCCAUCAUACCCACCGUCCAACGGAAUUGCGCUGCUCACCCCGGCGGGAAGUCUUUCGAUUUCGGUGCAAGUGAACCAAAUGUCCCUUGGCGAACCCACCACCGACAGCACGGAAACGACCCCAAGCGGUACGGUAAUGUGCGAUGGUAACACCUCACCGAUACCGUCCGUUGCCCAGCAGCGAACGGUCCGCCGAACCAAACCGAACCUCAACAAACCACCGCCCGGUUGCGACAUUUGUCAGGAAAGCUUCGCCACGCACUACGAGUACGAGCAGCACAUGGACCAGCUCCACGCAUGGGACAAAAACAGUCGCAGCUCGCUAGCAUGCGAUCCGUGCCAGAUGCGAUUCACCAAAUCGUACAACCUCAAGCGCCAUAUGUACGAGGUGCACGGCGAACUGUCGAAGGGCAUGACCGUCACACCGUGUCCGCUGUGCGGCGAGCGGUUCCUGCGGGGCUACAUUCUCGAGCGCCACAUCGCCAAGAUGCAUCGGAAUAAGAAGAAACUUAAAAUUAUUGCCAUCAAGUGAGCAACUACUGCUGCUCAUGCCAUGCCAUUUUAUUACUCCUAAAGGACGACUAAGCGAGCGCAAGGAAAGCUCGCGCAUUGGCGCAACAAAGCUACAAACCGUGAUUCGAGGCAAAUAUUUUGUACAUCAGUUGCAAUAAGAUUAGCAUUAAGUGGAGACAAAGAGGAUCUUUCUUGUCAGUAUUACGAUUAAUGAUUAUUACAGGAACGGACCACAGCUUAAGGUACGGAAGAGACCGGACCGGUGUGUCUUUAAUAAAAAUGAUCUCGAA
Messenger RNA from Anopheles coustani, 1499 nucleotides. Its product is annotated as zinc finger and BTB domain-containing protein 44-like. Gene Ontology annotation, cellular component: nucleus. Lineage: Eukaryota; Metazoa; Arthropoda; Insecta; Diptera; Culicidae. Gene Ontology annotation, biological process: regulation of transcription by RNA polymerase II. The record is from RefSeq and is a predicted model, not a curated record. Bases 80 to 1228 code for a protein of 382 amino acids. Gene Ontology annotation, molecular function: zinc ion binding; DNA-binding transcription factor activity, RNA polymerase II-specific; RNA polymerase II cis-regulatory region sequence-specific DNA binding. The transcript has 2 exons.